Chiroxiphia lanceolata (lance-tailed manakin) is the source of this 2052-nucleotide messenger RNA. It is a transcript of the gene NSDHL, whose product is annotated as NAD(P) dependent steroid dehydrogenase-like. Gene Ontology annotation, biological process: steroid biosynthetic process. Gene Ontology annotation, molecular function: 3-beta-hydroxy-Delta5-steroid dehydrogenase (NAD+) activity. The coding region runs from base 530 to 1441 and encodes 303 amino acids. Lineage: Eukaryota; Metazoa; Chordata; Aves; Passeriformes; Pipridae. The transcript is spliced from 6 exons. The record is from RefSeq and is a predicted model, not a curated record.
CCUGGGGGACGUGAGGAAGGUCCUGGUGAUUUUGGAAAGAUCCUGGGGGAUGUUGGGAGGGCCCUGGGGGUUGUGGGGAGGUCUUAGGGGGCUUUGGGGAAGGUCCUGGGGGUGAUGAGACGGUUCUGCAGGCCAUGGGGAGGAUCCUGGAGGAUAUGGGGAAGGUCCUAGGGAUUGUGGAAGGGGCACUGGGGAAGGUCCUGCUGGUUUUGGAAAGGUCCUGGGGGCACUGGGAGGGUCCUGGAGGCCAUGGGGAAGGGUCCUGGGAAUGUGGGAAAGCUCCUGGAGGCACUUGGGAAGGUCCAGGGGGAUGUGGGGAAAGUCUCUCUCUGUCUCCAGCACAUCCAUUGGCUUUUUUUUUUUUUUUUUUUUUUAGCAAAACAAGGAGAAUGAACUCCCUUUUUUCAUCUUUCUUCAGCAUAACAGGUUCAAACCUGGAUUUCUGGAUCCAGAAACGUGGGAUUUUAUUGUGAAGAAGAAAAUAUCCUCCUUUUUUGCAGGAAUCUGGUGGACAGGCCUCACCUGAGCCAUGGCCACACGUCUCAGAUCGGCUGGCAGGAGGUGCACUGUGAUCGGGGGCUCGGGGUUCCUGGGGCGGCACAUGGUGGAGCAGCUCCUGGACAGGGGUUACUCCGUCAACGUCUUCGACAUCCAGCAGAGCUUCGAGAGCGACCGAGUGAAGUUCUUCCUGGGGGACCUCUGUGACAAGGAGGCUCUGCUCCCAGCUUUGCAAGGUGUGUCCGUGGCCUUUCACUGUGCAUCCCCAGCACCUUCCAGUGAGAACAGGGAACUGUUUUACAAGGUGAAUUUUAUGGGAACCAAAGCAGUCAUUGAGGCCUGCAAAGAAGCUGGAGUGCAGGAAGUGCUCAGUGCAAACGAUCCAGACAACAAUUUCCUCACCGUUGCCAUUCGGCCCCACGGAAUAUUCGGUCCCAGAGACCCUCAGCUGGUUCCCAUCCUCAUCCAGGCAGCCAAGAGGGGCAAGAUGAAGUUCAUCAUUGGGGAUGGAAAGAACCUGGUGGACUUCACCUAUGUGGAAAACGUGGUCCAUGGGCACAUCCUGGCUGCAGAAAAGCUGCAGAAAGGCUCUCCCCUGUGUGGGAAGGCCUUUCACAUCACCAACGAUGAGCCAGUUCCCUUCUGGGCCUUCAUGUCCCGCAUCUUGACCGGCUUGGACUACGACCCUCCCAAGUACCACAUCCCCUACUGGCUGGCCUAUUACCUGGCCCUGCUGCUGGCCCUGCUGCUGGGGCUGCUCAGGCCCCUGGUGACCAUCAAGGCCACCUUCACCCCCAUGAGGGUGGCCCUGGCUGGGACAUUCCACUACUACAGCUGUGAGAGGGCCAAGAGGGACAUGGGGUACAGGCCUGUGGUGGGGCUGGAGGAGGCCAUAGCCAGGACCCUGCAGAGCUACCCCCACCUGCGCCGGGCCAGGGCCUGAGCAGCCCUGCAGGGACUCCUUCCAGCUUGAUUUUCCAUGAUUGCUGUGAUGUCUUGCCAUGGGCACUGAAGGAAAUGUCACCAAGUCCCAGGAACGGGGAGUUUUCCCCCUCCCCGAGUUCCUCCUCACCAUUACCUGGGCUGAAAAACCCUCACAUAGGAGCUGUUCUAACAGUUCUUUGAGGUGACUUCUUGUUUCGAGCCAGCUGCUGAACUCUCUGGACUGUGAAUAAACACUCUGCUGUGCCCUCUUCAGUCCCGAGGCAGCCCAUCAGCAUUCCUCCUCUCCUCUCCACCCUUGUCCCCAUGUUUUGUUGCUGUGGUGACAUCAGCCACCUCCUCUCAGAGCUGAGGAACCAAACCCUUCUCGUGGCUGGUCCCCUCUGGGCUUUGGCUUUGCUCUAGACAGGAGAAGCUCCUGGCAAAAAGCAGUUCUGCCACCGGCUCUGGAAUCGUUGCAGCUCAUUUGGUUUUCUCUCUGUGAUUAGUGGGUGAUUUGGCUUCUUCCUGAAGGAAACCUGAGGAAAGGCCUCUCUUUGUUCCUUUGGUCCUGCAGGAGCCUAUUUCUGUUCCAAGAAGAACUUAAAUAAAUCACAAAGAGAUGACUUCCUA